GACAUGGACCGGUUGCAAGCGACGUCAGCCUCCAUCAGUGCUUUGGCAGGGAAGCCGUUGAAAGAGAUCUUUGGGCCAGCGGAGCUUGACUUCCUUCGGAAGGCUUGGGUCCAGGUGCGUGCCGACCGGAGAUUUGCAGUGAGCCACAAGGAGCUGAACUUUCAGAACCUCGAAGUGUUACUGGACGGAUGCGACAGCUCAGUCCCGGUCCUUGCCACGGGCAGGAUCGAAGUUGUGCACCAUGCAGAGGGGAGGUUGGACUUCCUGCUACAUUUUACUUCUCCGUCACUUGCCUCGGCACCCUCUUCUCUAGCGACUUCAUCGCAAGGUUUGCAAUCAGCCAGAGCUUCGUCCAUCAAAAUCCUUGUUGCUCUGUGA
Symbiodinium necroappetens is the source of this 378-nucleotide messenger RNA. Lineage: Eukaryota; Dinophyceae; Suessiales; Symbiodiniaceae. The record is from the annotation of a GenBank genome assembly.